Belonocnema kinseyi is the source of this 2021-nucleotide messenger RNA. RefSeq lists its product as uncharacterized. The coding region runs from base 351 to 2021 and encodes 556 amino acids. The record is from RefSeq and is a predicted model, not a curated record. Lineage: Eukaryota; Metazoa; Arthropoda; Insecta; Hymenoptera; Cynipidae. The transcript is spliced from 4 exons.
UUUCAGUAGAGGACUUUUGAAAGUAAGCAGUUAAAAAUUGCGAAAUAAAAAAAAGGAUUAAUUUUACUCCUGUAAUUAGUUUGAAAAAGUUUAAAGAUGGAUAAAUUUAGGAAAUUCAGCCACUUUUGAAAACACUUUUGCGCUGACGCGAUUCUUAUCCAAUCUCAUAUUUAAGCUAGCUUAUUUUCGAAAGACUUACUCUAUUCUCGCCGGUGUAACUGGGUCCUCUCGCAAUAACGUUUUUCGCUUAUUAUUUUUAAUUUCCUGUGUUUAUUUUUUGAAAUAAAAGUUUGAACUAUACUGAGCGAACUAUACAUAAUAUCCACGCGAUUAUCAGUAAUAACUGCGCCAUGAACGAGAAUAUUUUGGAACCAGAAAAGUGCCUUGAAAUCAUUAAGAAAAAAAUGUGUUUGGAUUCUGUGAACGGUUUUUCCUAUACCUAUGAAUUUAAACCUUCAAAGGAAUCUUCAGGGUUAUUGGGACAGUACUUCAAUCUGAAAGUGAGACUUGUAAAACGAAACUCAUCAGAAGUAAAAAAAUUAAAUUUUUUUAUCAAGAUGUUACCGAAGAAAGGAGUUCAAUAUAAUUUUAUCAAAGCGUGUGGAUUCUUUGAAAUAGAACUUGGCCUCUACGAGAAAAUAUUUCCAAAAAUUUUGACAUCAAAGGAGACAAACCUAGUUCCUGAAUGCUUUCUGUGUCAAAAAGAUCAUGUUCUCGUUUUUGAAGAUAUGAGCCUUCAAGGAUACAGGGUGCUGGAUAAGUUUCAGUAUCUUCAGCUGGAUCAGUUUUUAAUUAUUGUGAAACAUCUUGCACGAUUUCACGCCAGAUCAUUAAUUUUUGAAGAGAAGAACAGGGAAACAGUCAUGCAGUUGUGUCAUGCAAAUGAAGUUUUAAUUAACAAAAAUGAUGGGAACUUAAAAUCAAAUCUGAACAAGCGUUUUAAAAAUGUAACUUCUAUGGUGGACUUACUCACUGAUAUUGACUUUGGAAAGAAGGAGGAAUGCAAAGCUAAAAUUUCUAGGAUUUCUUCUCAUCAUUAUGAAAAGUCUGCUUCUUCAACCAAGUUCAGAAAUGUUUUGUGUCACCGUGAUUUGUGGAACAGUAAUAUCUUGUUCAAAAAUAAUGAAAAUGGAAACGAUGACCAUUGUUGUUUCGUCGAUUUUCAACUGGCAAGAUACUGUCCUCCUGCCUACGAUCUACUAUAUUUUCUCUAUUGUACAACCUCAAGGAAUUUUAGAAAGGAACACUCCACUGAAAUUUUAUUUUCGAAAUAUUAUGACACUUUGACUGAAUCUUUGAAAGAAGCGAAAAUAGAUUUAAGUGCAAGUUUUUCUUGGAAUGAUUUCAUAGAGUCAAUGGCAGAAAUUAAAUUAAGUUGCAUGGUACAUGGCUUUUCAAUCAUGUCUAUGUGUUUUCUUGGACCUGAUGCAUCAGUUCAGAUUAGAGAUGAAUCAGUGUCGGCGUCUCAAAUUGUGUGUGAAGAAUUUAGGGAAAAUGAAAAAUGUAGGCUGCUUUCCGUUUACCAUCCGACAGCCUCCGUGAAUGCGUACAGCAAUAUGCAGCCAUGUUUCUGCGCGGCAGUCUGCGUAGCCGUCGUCUUUUUACGCGGAAAGGCGACUGCGCAUUGCUGUGCGCAUUCGCGGAAGCUGGCGAACGGCAAACUGAACGCAGCGCUAGACGAAGAGACAGGCGAAUGGCGAAAACUGCACAAUGACGAGCUACAUGCUCUUUACGGUGCACCUAAUAUUUUAAGAGUAAUGAAAGCAAGAAAGCUUAGAUGGGCGGGACAUGUAGCUAGAAUGGGCAACGAUAGAUCGGUAGCGCAAAUCAUGCAAGGGAAACCGAAUAGUAAGAGACCACUGGGAAGGCCGAGAAUCAGGUGGAGGGAUAAUUUAAAAAAAGAUUUGGUAGAACUAGGAUAUGAUUAUAAUGAGUGGAUGGAUGAUGCACAUGAUAGAGACGCGUGGCGGUCUCGGGUAGAUGAGGCAAUGAACUUUCGAGUUCCAAAUGCUGAUAAAUAA